Messenger RNA from Chaetomium strumarium, 6707 nucleotides. Its product is annotated as polyketide synthase. The record is from RefSeq and is a predicted model, not a curated record. Gene Ontology annotation, biological process: secondary metabolite biosynthetic process; fatty acid biosynthetic process. The transcript has 8 exons. NCBI's taxonomy places the organism in Eukaryota, Fungi, Ascomycota, Sordariomycetes, Sordariales, Chaetomiaceae. Gene Ontology annotation, molecular function: oxidoreductase activity; fatty acid synthase activity; phosphopantetheine binding. The coding region runs from base 1 to 6606 and encodes 2201 amino acids.
AUGGCGCCCAUUGCCGUCACGCCGGAUAACAGUUCGAUCGCCAACCCCUCUAGGGAGAGCGUCAGCGGCUACUUCCCUGCCACCAACGGCCACCCCAACGGGUACAGCAACGGUCACACCAAUGGGUACGCCAAUGGUCACAAAAACGGCCACUCGAACCGAGUUGCCAAUGGUGUCAGCAACAGCUCUGAUGCCGACCGACACUCUACCAACGGCGCAUACGGUGCUUUCCCGGGCUCUCACAAGCCUGUGCCCAUUGCCAUUGUCGGCAUGGCCUGCCGAAUGCCGGGAAAUGUCGCUACUCCUGCCGAGUUCUGGGAACUCUGUGCCCGUGCCCGGUCCGGAUGGACCGAGAUUCCCAACGAGAGGUUCGACAAGAGUCGCUUCCACCACCCAAACCCCGGCAAAAGCGGUGCCUUGAACCCCGUCGGCGGAAACUUCCUUAAUCUCGACCUUGCCGCCUUUGAUGCUCCAUUUUUCGGCCUCACUGAAAAGGAGGCCAUCUCCAUGGACCCCCAACAACGCCUGCUUCUCGAGUGCACCUUCGAGGCCCUGGAGAACGCCGGGAUUCCAAAACAUACCAUCGUCGGCAAGAAUGUCGGCGUUUUCAUCGGCGGCUCGUUUCCCGAGUAUGAAUCCCACUUGUUUCGGGACUCCGACACGAUCCCUAUGCAUCAGGCAACCGUUGCUGUACAUUUGGCUUGCCAGAGCCUGAGAGCCGGUGAGACCAGCUGCGCCCUGGUUGGCGCCUGUCAUCUCAAUAUUCUGCCUGAGUUCUGGAUUUCCUUUUCUACUUGCAGAUUACUUUCGGAUUCGGGUCGCUCCUUUUCCCUUGACGAUAGGGGCACUGGCUUUGGGCGCGGUGAAGGUUGCGGUAUGCUUGUCUUGAAGUUGCUAGAUCAAGCUAUUAGGGACAAUGACACUGUCCGCGCCGUCAUCGUUGCGACGGGACUGAACCAAGAUGGGAAGACGCCUGGCAUCACUAUGCCAAACGGCGCAGCCCAAGAGGCGCUCAUGAAGCAGGUCUACUGGAACGCAGGACUCGACCCUAGCGCAUGCGGAUUUGUCGAAGCGCACGGAACAGGCACAAGAGUCGGAGAUCCGAUCGAGGCUACAGCCAUCCACAAUGUUCUAGGAAUUGCCGGCAUUAUCAAAGCUGCGAUGAUGCUCGAGCGCGGCUUCAUUCUUCCAAACCACGAUUUCAAGCAGCCAAACCCAAAGAUCCCCUGGAAGGAGUGGAAUCUGAAAGUUCCCGUCACCCAAAGGCCAUGGCCAAGGGGAAAGAAAUACAUCAGCGUGAACAAUUUUGGGUUUGGCGGAACCAACGGGCACGUGGUCCUCGAGGCGGCGCCGUUUCGGGGACAGAAGGCUUUCGCUACAUCCGGCGACAACAUCCCCGAGAAAGCAGGACAGGGACGGAAGCUUUACGUUGUCACAGCCAAUGACAAGGCGGCACUCUCGCAGGCGAUGAAGAACCUUGUCAUCUAUCUCGAGCAGCGACCGGAGAUCUUCCAGAAGGAUCUCACCGGGAACUUGGCAUACACCUUGGCCCAGCGCCGAUCCUUCCUGCAAUGGAGGGUUGCCAUUCCCGCCGUCAACUCGUUCGAGCUCAUCGAAGCCAUCAACGGUGAGAAGUAUACGCCUGGCAAAGAGACGGAGCUUCUUAGUAUCGGCUUCAUUCUUACCGGCCAAGGAGCACAGUGGUAUGCCAUGGGCCGCGAGCUCUAUGAGCAGUAUCCCGUGUUUACGAACAGCAUCCUGCGAGCUGAUCAAUGUUUAACCGACAUUGGUGCUGAGUGGUCACUCGUCGAGGAGCUCAGCAGGGACGCAAGCACUAGCAAAGUCAGUGAAGCCUACAUCAACCAGCCAUCAUGCACUAUAAUCCAACUGGCUCUUAUUGACCUCCUGCGGUCUUGGGGUGUCCGUCCGACCGCGGUUGCUGGCCAUUCAAGCGGCGAAAUCGCUGCCGCCUACGCCGCAGAGAUCAUCGAUUUUGAGUCAGCCAUUACCAUCGCAUACCACCGUGGAAGGCUGAUCACCAUUCUCAAACAAAAGCACCCGGAGCUGCGUGGCCGCAUGAUGGCUGUUGGUGGCAGCAAAGAAGAGUUCUUACCCAUCCUCGAGGCUCUCAAGGAGAAAGAAGCUCGGAUCGCUUGCUACAACAGCCCGUCGAGUCUCACCAUUUCUGGAGACGAGCCCGCCAUUGCCGAACUCGAGAAAAUUUGCGAGCAGAAGCAGGUCUUCAAUAGGCGCCUUAUGGUCGAUGUCGCAUACCACUCUCACCAUAUGAACCUCGUCGCCAAGGAAUACCGGGCAUCGCUUGCGAACUUAAGACCUCCAGUUCCGACGGACAUCCGGUUCUACUCCUCCCUGCAUGGGCAACUGAUCGACGGCACCCAAUUGCAACCCAAUUACUGGGUGGACAACCUGACUUGCGCCGUGCGCUUCUCGGAAGCGCUGCAAAGCAUGCUUAAGCCGACCGGAGAGUACAAGCACGGCGUCAACAUGCUGGUCGAGCUCGGACCGCACUCCGGGCUACAGGGUCCGAUCAAGCAAGUCCUGAAAGAGGUUGGUGGCACUGCUCCCAAGAUCCCCUACGCUUCCGCUCUCAUCCGGAAGCGGGAUGCAGUGGAGACGGCGUUGGAACUAGCAGCGAACUUGUUCUCCCGGGGCGCGAAUCUCGACUUUGGAGCCAUCAACUUCCCCAAACCGACCAAGCCGCCGGUGCUGCUCACAGACUUGCCGCGGUACCCCUGGAAUUACUCAUCCAAAUACUGGCAAGAAUCCCGGUUGACAAGAAUGCACAAGAGCGCCCCGGGUGGAAGGAGUGACAUACUGGGGACUUUGGCCAACUACUCGAACGACUUGGAGCCCACAUGGCGCAACAUUUUCCGUUUAGACGACCUCCCGUGGCUACGGCACUAUAAGAUCCAGUCGCUGACCAUCUUUCCAAUGUCUGGGUUCAUCGCCAUGGCCAUCGAAGCGGCGGCGCAACGGGCUGCAGCGAGAGACUCCCGGUUCAGCAAGUUUGAACUGAAGAAUGUUUGUAUUACCAAGCCCCUCGCGAUCCCGGACAAGGACACCGAGGUAACGAUCAACCUUCGGCCCCUCCAAGAAGCCACUUUUGUCUCCUCGGAUACCUGGGACGAGUUCCGAAUCUGCUCGUGGUCAUACGAACAGGGCUGGACAGAACACUGCGUCGGUCACAUUGCCGCGCUCGAAGCAGACGAAAACGAUGUGGACAACGCCAGGCAAGCUCGCGACUCCGAGGCUCAUCUCAAGAAGCUGCUUCUUGGCAGCGGCAAGCCCCAAGCUGUGCCGGUAACCCCAGCGGCUAUAUAUGACUGUCUCUCCAAGUUGGGAGUGAUGCACGGGCCUACUUUCCAGGGGUUAACCAGCUGUCUCGCGUCCGAUCUUCAUGCCGUUGGAGAUAUCGUGGUGCCGGACGUUGCUAAUGAGAUGCCAAACGGCUACCUGACCGACGCGAUAAUCCAGCCGGCAUUCCUGGAAGCCCUCAUCGAAAUGUAUUGGCCCAUUGUCGGAGCCGGGCGGCGUAACAUCUCCACCGUCUACCUACCGUCAUCGGUUGAGCGCAUCACCGUCUCACUCGGAGUUGAGCAGUUUACGAGGGAACCUGGUAGUACGCUGCGCGCUGUCUGCGAAUGCGAGGUUCCCGCUAGCAUGCCCAAGCCGGCAAAGUUCGACUUGGCCGCAGUCGCAGGUGAUGACAAGCUCGAGACUCUGAUCACCCUCGGUGGUCUCACGGUUUCUCCGAUCCUCGACGGCGAAGCUCAGGCAGAUCUCAACGCUCCAAGAGAACUCUGCUAUAAACUUGAAUGGGACCGGAUUCUCGAGGUUGACUCUGAGAACCAACACUUGUCUGGGGACACCGGGAUCGUCAUCGUUCAUGAGGACUCCAACUUUCAGAGCCUCGUGGCGAUAGACUUGGCGAACGCCUUGGAGAAAGCUACUGGGAGACUGCCAGAGGUCGGCACUUUGCAGAGCACCGACGCAACGGGGAAGAUCUGUAUCUUCUUGAACGAGCUGCAUCAACCAAUCCUCGCCACCCUUAGUCCUGCUCAGUUCGACAGCCUGCAAAAACUCCUACUCACUGUCCAAGGCGCCUUAUGGGUCGUACAAGGAGCAUAUAAGAAGUCUGCAAACCCAGACGCCAACAUGAUAACUGGCCUAAGCAGAACUAUCCGGUCGGAAACUGCCCUUAAGUUUGCAACACUGGACAUGGACGCCGAGUCGGCGCUGUCAGAGACCGAUACUGCUGAUGCCAUUAUGAGAGUUUUUAAGUUUGUCUUUGGUUCAAGCUCUUCCGCGACUGGAGAAUUGGAAUUCAUGGAGAGGAAUGGCGCCUUCUUCACCCCGCGAAUCGUCCAUGACGCCGAAAUGAACGAGUACGUCCACAAGCAGACGAACCCAUCGGUCAUCGAGCCUACACCGUUUGGUGAAGACGACCGAACUCUCAGGAUGGAGAUCUCGACACCAGGCGCCCUGGAUACACUCCAUUUCGUCGAUGAUGCGGCCGCUAACAGUCCGCUGGAGACAGAUCAAGUCGAGAUUGAAGUCAAGGCCAUUGGCUUGAAUUUCAGAGACGCCAUGGCUGCCAAAGGCCAGCUCCCUAUAACCGACUGCGGCAUUGAGGCAAGCGGAGUAUUGACUGCAGUGGGGGACAAGGUGUCUGGCUUCCAAGUUGGGGACUGCGUUGCGGCGCUGACACAGGGGGCGUUCGCAACACAGACUCGGGCAAAAGCAGCGUUCGUCUUCAAGAUCCCGGCCGAUCUCGCGUUUGAAGCCGCAGCUACUCUGCCGCUUGCGUAUGCCACCGCAUACUACAGCUUGGUUGAGCUCGGCCGGCUUGGCGAAGGGGAGACCGUCCUUAUCCACUCGGCUGCUGGGGCCGUUGGGCAAGCAGCCAUUUGCGUGGCGCAGAUGAUCGGCGCCGACGUUUUUGCUACGGUUGGAAGCGCAGAGAAGAAAGAAGUGCUGUUGACCGAGUGUGGACUGCGGGAAGACCAAAUCUUCUACAGUCGCACCUCUUCCUUUGGUGACGCCGUUCGUCGAGCCACCAGCGGGUAUGGCGUCGACGUUGUGCUUAAUUCCCUCACCGGAAACGGCCUACGGGAGUCGUGGUGCUGUCUAAACAAAUUCGGCCGCUUCAUCGAAAUCGGCAAGCGGGAAACCGGUCCGAAGGCACAACUCGAGGUUCAGGACGUGGACAGCAACGCCAGCUUCAUCUUGCUCGACAUGCUCACGCUGAUAGCCGAAAGACCCAAGACCGUCAAGCGCCUCCUUGCCGACGUUUCGCAGCUCUUGAAGUAUAGAAAGAUCAGACCUGUGACCCCAAUCAAAAGAUUCUCUAUAUCGGACGUCGAGGCCGCCUUGAAAGCCCAGCAGGCCGGCAAGACUGCUGGGAAGCUGGUAGUAGUCCCUAGAAGGACCGACGUAGUCAAGGCGGCGCAAUCGACCAAGACGAAAUCCCUUCUACGCCCCAACGCAACUUACAUCUUGGUUGGGGGCACAGGAGGCCUCGGCCGAAGUAUGGCUCGAUGGAUGGUAGCCAAGGGCGCCAGGACUAUUGUGCUAGUCUCCAGAAGCGGUUCCGUGACCGGCAAGGUCAAGGAGCUGGUCGAUGAACUUGGGGCUGUCGGCGCCAACAUCGUGGUUCGUCGCUGCAACGUGGCCAACAGGGCCGAAGUGGACGAGUUGAUCAACGGCUUAAGUGACUUGCCGCCGAUCCAGGGUGUGGUGCACGGCACCAUGGUGCUCCGCGACGUCCUCUUCGAGAAGAUGACGUGGCAAGAUUACAACCAGGUGAUCGAGGGCAAGGUUCAAGGCGGCUGGAACUUCCACCAUGCGCUGGCGAACUCGCCGCUCGACUUCUUCGUGGCGAUUUCAUCGGCGGCAGGCGCUGUAGGCAAUCGCGGCCAGGCUGCUUACAGCGCGGCAAACUGCUUCCUCAACGCCCUGGUGCAGCACCGCCUUGCCCAAGGCCUGCCGGCCUCCUCACUCGACCUGACAGCCGUCUCUGACUCUGGCUACCUCGCCGAGGAUCCCGAGAAGGCCGCCGAGGUCGCCAGGAACCUUGGCACCAACACUAUAUACGCGAGCGAGGUCCUCGCGCUGCUAAACGCCGCCAUCGACGGCACCAUGGGGUCGACGUGCAACCACCACACCAUCACGGGCAUGGACAUCACAGCGGCCAUGCGGCCGUUCUGGGCCGACGACGCCAAGUUCAAGGCGAUGCGCCUCGCGGCCGAGGCGGCGGCGGCCAAGGACGCGUCGCGCAUUGCCGUCGUGUCGUUCAACGCGGCACUCAAGGCGGCAAAGACGCGGGCCGAGGCCGAAGACGUGGUGUGCCGCGGCCUUGUCGACAGGAUCUCUUCGGUGCUGAUGUUCGACUCCGAAGACAUGGACGUGACGAGGUCGCUGUCACACUAUCCGCUUGAUUCGCUGGUGGCCAUCGAGAUCCGCAACUUCAUCGCGCGCGACUUUGAGGCCAAUCUGCAGGUGUUGGAGCUGCUGUCGAGCGGGUCAAUCCAGACGCUUGCCAAGAUCGUGUGUGCGAAGAGCAAGCUCGUGCCGGCUACUCUUUGAGAUUGGGAACAACCCUCUUUUUUGGCAAUUGAUAUACGGGCCGGGCAAUGAGGACGCUCCUAUCAGCUCAUACGCCUUCCCCUCGAAAACUUUUUUCUUAA